CCACGCUGACCUGGUCCCAGCCAGAUACUCAGGGUGAUGCUCCUUCUCCUCGCCAUGGACAUGCUGUGGCUGCAGUUGGGACCAAACUCUUCAUCCAUGGAGGCUUAGCUGGAAAUACUUUCUACAAUGACCUGUUCUACAUCGACACAAAUGACCUGAGGUGGGUGAGGGUAGCAGCCACUGGUGAUGUCCCUGGAGGACGAGCAUCUCACUCCUCAGCUGUGUUUAAGGACCACUUGUACAUCUUCGGUGGAAUAGGUCCAGAUGGGAUCCUGGAUACUACAUACAAAUAUGACACAGGGAGGCAGCACUGGACACUCCUGCAGUUUGAGGCCCCUAUGCCACCUGGGAGGUUGGACCAUGCCAUGUGUGUUAUUCCCUGGAGGACUGGGAGAGCUGGAGAGACCACGGAUGAGACAGAGGAUGGGACAGAGGUGCCUGUGUCAGGGGCUGACAGAGCUGAUCCCCUCCAGGAGGGUGAGGGGUGUGCUGAGGACACCACAGUGCAUCUCCUGUUGGUAUUUGGUGGGAUGGACAUGCAAGGGAAGAUCCACAGGGACUGCCUGGUCAGCCUUAUCGAGUAG
This is a messenger RNA of Acanthisitta chloris (rifleman), 584 nucleotides long. RefSeq names its product Rab9 effector protein with kelch motifs (gene RABEPK). Gene Ontology annotation, molecular function: protein binding. Lineage: Eukaryota; Metazoa; Chordata; Aves; Passeriformes; Acanthisittidae. The record is from RefSeq and is a predicted model, not a curated record. The transcript is spliced from 4 exons. The annotation marks the transcript as partial.